Messenger RNA from Zootermopsis nevadensis, 3099 nucleotides. It is a transcript of the gene topi, whose product is annotated as matotopetli. Gene Ontology annotation, molecular function: DNA-binding transcription factor activity, RNA polymerase II-specific; zinc ion binding; RNA polymerase II cis-regulatory region sequence-specific DNA binding. NCBI's taxonomy places the organism in Eukaryota, Metazoa, Arthropoda, Insecta, Blattodea, Termopsidae. Gene Ontology annotation, biological process: regulation of DNA-templated transcription. Gene Ontology annotation, cellular component: nucleus. The record is from RefSeq and is a predicted model, not a curated record.
UUUGUUUUGUUUCUGUCCCGAAUAUGCCAUGCCCAAUCACAAACUACCAAAACAGCUUCUGGUUGUAGAAUAGCGAAUGUUUUGUUGAGAUACAUUAAAUAAUGGAACUAGAUAACUUAAGGAUUUUUCGCGAAGAAGAUACUGGUAAUGAAAUUAUCAUAAAGGUAGAAAGUGGAAAUGUAGAGUCCAUGGACAGUAGUGUCCAGAUUGAAGAUUUGGAGUGUAAAGGGCAGCUGUGCCGUUUAUGUGCAAGUAGCAUCAGUACAGGCAUAUAUAUAUUCAAUGGAACUGGAAGAGAGCAACAUCUUGCAGACAAAAUCAACACAUGCCUGCCAGUAUCUGUUAAAGUAACCGAUUUACUACCAAAGCAACUCUGUGUGCCAUGCAGCAACAAACUAAAUUUUUGUUUUGAUUUUGCUGAGUCUUGUGUUAAGGCUGAGAAGAAACUAAAACGAAUAAUGAAGAUUCAUCCAUUGGAAUUCCCAAUAACUUCCCCAUUGACUGCUACUUACAAUUAUUUUAGUCAUCCCUUUAGAAAUGAUAGUGAAGAUCAUAUUACAGACAGGCAGCAAGAUAAAUUAAGUGAGUUAACUGGUGGUAACAAAGUAUAUUGUUGUCCAUUAUGCUGUGAAGGGAAGAUGAUUCUUCAGAAAGGUAUUUGUAAUGCAGAAGAAAUAGAUUUAGCAAACAGUUCUCAGUUCAAUACAAAUGGUGAAAUUGUUGAAAUGUUUGACUUGACAGAAGAGUAUUGUAAUAAACUUGAAAACUCUGAAUUUGCAAAUGUCAGUCUAGUCAAUGAUGCUGAAGAGAAUGAUAGCAGAGAUGAAAAGCAUUCCAGUGAUGAACAUAACAUCGAAGAUAUUACUUCUUGGUCAUUUCUGUGCCGUUUUUGUGGUGAUUUUUGCCCAGACUUGUAUUCCGGCUUAGCUCACUCAAAGUACCAUGUGAAUGACAGUGGUUUACCAUGUGUUCUUUGUGAAACAUAUUUUACAAAGGAAACAGAUGUGGAAAAUCACUUCAGAAAUCAUAAUUCUGAAAUGCUCAAAAAACUUGGUAGACUACAAAAUGAACAGACUUUGCAGAAAAAUAAAGCACUUGUACCUGAUGAUGCAAAACUUUGCAAAUGUGCAGAAUGUGGCAAAAUAUUUGGUACAGUAGAAAGACUUUCAUUUCAUACCCAGUUUCACAGUGGAGUGAGAACUUUAAUUUGUGAACGAUGCAAAAAAGAAUUUAGUAGUGAGAAUAUGAUGUUUCGUCAUAUGAAUUUAGUUCAUGGUGGUACUGAAACUUGCAAGAAAUGUGGUGCCUCUUUCAUGUCUAAAGUUAAGUUAGAUUCUCAUGUCUGUCAACUUGUGGAACAGCCAUUUAGAUGCAAGAUAUGUAGAAAGCAAUUUAAAGAUACUACAAUGUUGAGAAAACAUACAGCAUCUCAUAACUUCAUUGUAGCAGAACCCUUUCAGUGUAAUCAGUGUGACACCAGUUUUGCUUGUGUUUCCAAACUCAGUAUGCACGUACAGAUUACCCACUGCAGACCCCUUACUCCUCAGAUAUGUGUUAAAUGCAAUGUAUGUAGAGCAGUGUUCCCAAAUAUGGAAUAUGCCUUAUUACAUAUUCAAAAACAUGCCACAUCUGACUUGUUGAUUGAUGUUAAAAGUGUUGAAGAAAUUGAAGUAAAGAUGUUGUUCUGUUGUGUGUACUGUGAAGCACUGUUUUCACACAUGGAGCAUUUGUUCCAGCAUACCUCAGAACACUCUGGUUUCAACCCAUACCAUUGUUUAUAUUGCAAUAUGCUCUUCCCAGACCACAGCCAAAUGAAAUUUCAUAAAAAAUAUCACUUGAAACAUGACAGUCAGUGCAAGAAACUGAGCUUAUUUUCAAUCCCCCUAUUGUAUGUAUGUGAAAAGUGUGAGAAAAGUUUUAAUACAUGGAAAGGAUUGCAAACACACUACAUUUUACACAGUGGUUUUCACAGAGGAAAUUCACAAAAUAAAAAAUGUAGGGUUGAGGAACCUGAAUUUCACCUGUGUGAAGACUGUGGAGAGAGUUUUAAGAAGCAAACUGACUUGAGACGACACCAGUUGAAAGAACACCGCCCACAAAACAGGUUUCCAUGUGAAGAGUGCGGUAAGGUGCUGUUACACUACUCUGGGCUCAUCAUCCACAGGCGCCAGCACACUGGGGAGAGACCUUUCAUGUGCGACGUUUGUGGAAAGAGUUUUCCGCAAGGUCCUGCCAUGUAUACACAUCGACGAACACACACACGAGACUACCCGUAUAGAUGUGACAUAUGUGGACAGACGUUCAACAAUAAAGGUGAUCUUAAUAAUCACCGUCGCUCAAAACACACCAAAGAACGCCCCUUCAAGUGCAAUGUGUGCAGUAAGUCCUUUCUGACUAGCAGUGUGUAUUACCAGCAUAAACAACUGCAUGCUGGCAUCCGCAAAUACAAAUGUACACAUUGUGAUAGAUCCUUCAGCCGAUGGAAUGCACUGAGUAUUCACACCAAGUCGCAUACUGGGGAGAAGCCUCACGCUUGUCAUGUGUGUGGCAGAGGAUUUGCACAGAAAGGUGACAUGAAGAAACACAUGAGGACCCAGCAUGGAGUAAUAAAAUGAGUAUAGCAGUUUUUUGCCAGAAGUACAAAUACAUUUGCAAUCGCUUUAUUGUAAUUUAAUGUGUCUUUUGUAACUGUCAGAAAUGUUUCAAAUGUGGUAGAUGGACUCACAAAAGGCUGUACUGGAUGGAAAAAUGGCAAUCUGGAUUAAUUUACAUGUUUCUAAAUUAAAGCUAAAUAGAACAUCACCCAGUUAUACCCAACUUUACAUCUGGUUAUGGUCUAACUGACGGGACAAAACAGUUUUAGUAUUUGUUUUUAUUCUACUUAUUUCAUGAGAAUUGCUUUUUAUGACGGCACUGUAGACUAUAAUGUGUACUUUAACAAGUUUAAAUAAUAAUAUAAAAGCAAAUUUUUCAUUUGUUAGCUUCCUGGUUAUGCCCCAAAUUUCCUAAAUGACAAGCCUAGUAAAAAAAGAUGUAACUGAAAUGUUAAAUCUGAAUAUCUAUUUUCACAGUACAAAUAGACAAUUUCAUCAAAAGAAA